Messenger RNA from Cercospora beticola, 1452 nucleotides. RefSeq lists its product as uncharacterized. The record is from RefSeq and is a predicted model, not a curated record. Gene Ontology annotation, biological process: proteolysis. Gene Ontology annotation, molecular function: metalloendopeptidase activity. Lineage: Eukaryota; Fungi; Ascomycota; Dothideomycetes; Mycosphaerellales; Mycosphaerellaceae.
CGCCGUGCUACGAAGCAAACCUACAGACUGCAGGCGAUACGGCAAGAUCGCAAAAGGUCCGCUGCGCUGUGGACGCUCCAUCUACAAUAAACAUCUGGUGAAUAUGUAUAAAGAUGGACACAAUCACCACAGUUGUGCUGGACUCAUCAUCGUUUCUUCAGUCCAUCAAUCCGAGGCACCCGCAUUUCCAUCCCGAACGACAAGAUGAAGUUCACUCUCGCGACUGCUGCUGCCCUGGUGGCCACUGUUGCUGCAAGCCCUCUGGAUCGGCGAGCAACUCCUCUCGAAGCAACGUUGACUCAAAUCGACAACACCCUCGUCCGAGUCGCCCUCACCAACACCGGAUCCACAGCCUACAACCUCCUGGCCGGAGGCACUAUCCUCGACGAUGCACCAGUGGACAAGCUCUACGUGACCGGAGGCAAUGCUACGGCCACAUUCGUCGGAAUCACGAAGCGCAUGUCGCUUCAAAACCUCGAUGCAGAUGCCUUCGUCACCCUUGAAGCAGGAGAGACCAUCGAGAAGGAGAUCCAAGCGGCCCAGAUCUAUGACUUCCCAGCCUCUGGCAUUUACGAAUUCUUGGCAGAUGGAGUCUUCCCAUAUGCGGAGGCUGGUUCCACCGAGCUCACGGGUGAUGCUUUAAUCUUUGAAUCCAACACUCUGUCGCUCGAAAUUGACGGCGAAGCCGCUGCUGCUGUUGGCGAUGUUGUUCGUCUCGACAAGCGCACAAUCAUCCAGAGCGACUGCACUGGCACUCGCCGCACUGCUGUGGUCAAUGGUCUCCGUAACUGCGCCACUCAAGCCAAUGCUGCAGCUAGCCAGGCCGCCUCCGGAUCCGCAACUCGCUUCAACACUUUCUUCCGCACCACUGCUUCCGGAACGCGCAACACUGUUGCUGCACGUCUGCGUGCUGUCGCUGGAGAGUGCUCUUCAUCCACUAGUGGAGUGUCCAGAACAUACUGCACUGACCCUUACGGAUACUGCACAUCGAAUGUACUCGCUUAUGCCGUCCCAUCUGCCAGCAACGUCAACUACUGCCCAGCCUUUUAUACCCUGCCUGCUGUCACUGGAAGCUGUUUCGCCCAAGAUCAAGCUGGAACUGUCUUGCACGAGACCACUCAUCUUUCUGCUGUGUACUCGCCGAACACGAUUGAUUACGCGUACGGCUACGCUGCAAGCACGAGAUUGACUACUGCUCAAGCCGUGUUGAAUGCCGACAGUUACACCCUGUUCGCCAACUCAGUGUCGCUCGGAUGCUAGAUGGUGGCUUACGGAUGUCAGUGGGCAGGUUUGGGAGUUGGCAAGCAUUGAGAUAUAAAGAGCUCAGCCAAGUACCCUAUAGCUCUUGGAAUUGAGCUCACUCCUGAAUCAAUGUUGUUCGCCUCAGGCAGGUGCAAGUGAGAAGCAUGGAAAUAGCAUGAUGUAGAUGAAUUGAAGACUAAAGAACUCAAA